AAAGGAAAUGAUGUUUCCUAAAAAUUUAUUUUGGGCCUACAACAUGUUAUUCUGAAUUAUGGACUGCUUUUCCAUUUUCCCCCUUUGGUGUGUGUAUCACUGACAUUUUUUUUUUUUUUUUUAAUCAAUUUACAAACCAUGACAUGAGGAUUUUUUAUAAAUCUGUGUCAAUAUCGACGCCAACACUGAUGUGUUUCAACAUAAUACAGUCCCAUCAUAUAAAAUCUGUCAUAAAAUAACAACCCAAUGCACAUUUAGGAUUAUUUCAGACGUCCUGCACAAAUUUGCUUCUUCUAUCCACACCUAGAUUAAGUUAGAGCGUGCAGCUAAUGGCUGUUACUUUUUUGAACUCAGAUUAGUUUUGUAACACAAUUUCAACUGACAAAAAUUUGGGGGGGAAUCAAUUAUUAAUGUGUUCUUUUUUUUUCAGCGGUAGCAGCUCAUCUAGUCAGUUUGCCGCGAACGCAGCACAGGCGGAAUAUGGUGAGUUCAGGGACCUGCCUCCUGCCCCAACACGUUGAAGGACAGAAAUAACCAUGGCCACAAAUAAAGGGGUCAUUGAAGGCCAAAAGCUGGAGUCCUGUGGUGCAGCCAGGGAUGGAGACUCCUCUCUUCAAGUCAGGAUAUUACAGGUCCCAGCCAAAUGUGGACCCGUCAGUGCAGUGCAGCCUCCACCAUCUGCUGCAGGGAUCUCAAAAGGUGACUGUGUCCCACCGAAAGUCAUCUCCAGUGGCCAGAGCUACCAGCCUCCCUCCUCCUCUGUAUGUACAAUCCCAGGCUCUCACACUUCCCCUCGUUCCAUCAUGGUGGUUGCAAAGGCAGCCACUCCAGCAAAGGUGAGUGCUACUAGCCAACAGGUAGCAAAACAGGCUCUCAGCCAGGUGGCCUCCUUAAACCAGGUCACAACUCCCGGAAGAACGAUGGUCAUAGCUGUGCCCAGAUCAGCAGCUCCACAGCCGGUCGCCCCUCGACCACCACAGACUGCUUCUGCACAGCUACCAGCCAAUAUCCAGAUACCACCAGGUAUGAUGUUAAUCCGCAGUGACAGUGGUCAGCUGAUGCUGGUAUCCCAGCAGGCUUUGGCUCAGGCUCAACAGGGACCAAGAGCUGUCAGUGGUCAAGCACCAAGAAUACUGGCAUCACCGGUAUCUGCAGCAGCUGGAGGUAAAAGUAAUGAGAAGGUGACUGUGAUCCGGAUGGCAGCUCCCUCAAGUUUCCAGCCAGCACCAGUCCAAAAGACAGCUGUGGUGAUUGGUGUGGCACCCAAACCAGCUGUGGUUCAGACUCUCAAUGCUGCGUCUGAGCGGGGGAGCCAUCCUCGCAUUCAAACGGCCACCACAGAAACCAAAAAGGAUCCACCACCCACGUUCAGUCAGGAGACCCUGGAAAGUGUGAAGAAGUGCAAGAACUUCCUGGUUACUCUGAUCAAGCUGGCUUCAAGUGACUCCAGGUCUGCCGACAUGGCAAACAAUGUCAGAGGACUGGUCAGAAGUCUGCUGGAAGGGAAGGUGGAAGCAGAGGAAUUUACAGAACAGCUCUAUGAUGAGUUGAAGUCGACUCCGCAGCCCUGCCUGGUGCCUUUUCUAAAGAAAAGUCUUCCAGCAGUUCGCUGCCUUACCGCAGACCCUCAGUUAUUUAUCCAACAGGCUUCAACUUCCAUCCGCAACCCCACAUCUCUGUCUUCCACCGUGAAGCCAUCCAGCACAGACCUGAGGACCAGCCAGCAGGGUGUUCAGCAGGCUCGAGGAGUGACUCUGAGGCCUGGGUUGACGACAUUCACCCAGUCAAGACAUUACGUGUAUAAGAGAGGUGGACCCGCCCCCAGACACACAGUGGUCCAGUCAGGAAAACACUUUGCAGGAGCUUUUUCAGUAAAGCAGGGCUUCACUCAGGAUCCACCUCAUUCCUCCAAAUCUGCAUGCAAGGACAGUUUAGGAUCUUACAAAGAAGAUGAUGACAUUAAUGAUGUCGCCUCCAUGGCUGGGGUCAACCUCAGAGAGGAGAAUGCACAGAUCCUGACCACCAUGGUCGGCUCUGUGGUGCAGUCAUGCCAGGAUCAGCUGUUCCUGUCACCUCACCCGGUGCUCAGCCGAAUCCUUCACACAGGACAGGCACUGGGAGUAACUGAUGUGGGUCCAGAGGUGGUGGCUCUGGUGUCUCAUGCUACUCAGGAGUGUCUUCGUGGGUUGCUGGAGAAGCUCACUGUGAUUGCUGAACACCGCAAGGCUGCCCUGAAGGAGGACCAGUGGCAUGCUAAAGAGAGUGAUGUGCGCUCUCAGCUCCGCUUCCUGGAGGAAAUUGAAAGUUUGAAGAAGAAGAGGAAAGAUGAAGAGGAAAGAGAGCGACUGCUGCGUUUGGCCAGAAGUCGCUCACACACUGAGGAUCCACAGCAUCAGCAGCUUAAACAAAGAGCCAAAGAGCUACAGCAAAUGGAAGAAGCUCAGCUGCAGCAAAGAGAAGCCAACCUCCACGCACUGGCUGCCAUCGGGCCUCGCAAGAAGAGACCCCUGGAUAUGAUGGAAAGCCAGGUGCCUCUGCUGCCCAGGCAGGGUGUCCACAGAGUGACUCGGGUGAUGCUGAAGGACCUGCUGGCCUGUAUGGAGCAGGAGCGCUUCCUUCGUCACUCCCUCAUUCUCUACAAAGCGAUGCUGUGAUGCAUUGAACUUUCUCCUAUUGCUUAAUCCAUGAACUGCUCUAAAAUUAAUAAUAUGUAAUUUUGCAUAUACAAGAUCCCAAAAUAAGUUUUGGGGUGUUCUGUUUUUUCCCUCCUUCAAAGUUUGUUGCACUUUGUUUCAGAACAGAUACCUUUGUUAGUUUGCCUUUAGUUUGUUGUUCAGAAGAAACAGUAGUGCUGAUCAGUGUUGGCAGCUGGUCUCCGAUAGCACUCACACUUUUGGUUGUUUAUUGUUUUGCCACUAAAAUAGUUG
This is a messenger RNA of Amphiprion ocellaris (clown anemonefish), 2927 nucleotides long. It is a transcript of the gene taf4b, whose product is annotated as TAF4B RNA polymerase II, TATA box binding protein (TBP)-associated factor. The coding region runs from base 537 to 2654 and encodes 705 amino acids. Gene Ontology annotation, molecular function: protein heterodimerization activity; DNA binding; RNA polymerase II general transcription initiation factor activity. The transcript is spliced from 16 exons. Gene Ontology annotation, cellular component: transcription factor TFIID complex. Lineage: Eukaryota; Metazoa; Chordata; Actinopteri; Pomacentridae. The record is from RefSeq and is a predicted model, not a curated record. Gene Ontology annotation, biological process: transcription initiation at RNA polymerase II promoter; DNA-templated transcription.